AUGUGGGAUGAUAUCUCUCAUGAUAUUAUUAUUCAGGUAUUUAAAAAAUAUGGUAUUUCUAAUUGUUUAUUAGAAAGUAAGGAUCAUUUAAUUUAUGAGGAUGAUAGUAAGGAUUCAGAUAAUGCUGAGUCUGUUAAUAACAGGGAUGAAAAUGAGAAUAAUAAUAAAUAUGAGAUUGCAGAUUAUAGUGCAGUCGAAGAUUCAGGUAAAAAUAUAGGCGAAGAUACAGGCGAAGGUUCAGACGAAAAUACUAACAAGAAAAUGAUUUUAAUAAUUGGCCAGAAUGCUUUGUUGUCAUUUAAAAUAUAUACAUAUUUAAG
Messenger RNA from Cetraspora pellucida, 320 nucleotides. NCBI's taxonomy places the organism in Eukaryota, Fungi, Glomeromycota, Glomeromycetes, Diversisporales, Gigasporaceae. The record is from the annotation of a GenBank genome assembly.